This is a messenger RNA of Pistacia vera, 1420 nucleotides long. Its product is annotated as deacetoxyvindoline 4-hydroxylase-like. The record is from RefSeq and is a predicted model, not a curated record. The transcript has 4 exons. Lineage: Eukaryota; Viridiplantae; Streptophyta; Magnoliopsida; Sapindales; Anacardiaceae. The coding region runs from base 123 to 1211 and encodes 362 amino acids.
UGCAGAGAGAAGCCGAAGAAGGAAGGAAGAAAACGAUAGAAAACAAGAAAAGGAAGAAUACAGGUUGAGAUUCUAUCGUUCUUAAAUUCUGAGAGGCCGCCGUAACAAGUUGGAGCAUUGAUAUGGGAAGCAUUUAUGAGCGAGUACGUGAACUAAAAGCUUUUGAUGACUCAAAAGCUGGUGUGAAGGGACUUGUAGAUGCUGGGGUGACAAACAUCCCCAGGAUAUUCAUUCAUGAGAAACAAAACCUCGAUGUUAAGACGUGCUCCUCUCAUGCAAAUAUCAAAAUUCCAAUCAUAGAUCUUCAAGGAGUUAAAAAUGAUGAACGUUCACGCGUUGAGAUAAUUGAGAAAGUUAAAAACGCUUGUGAGAAGUUCGGUUUCUUCCAAGUGGUCAAUCAUGGAAUUCCAGUAACCAUUUUGGAUAAAGUAAUUGAUGGGAUCAGUAAAUUUCAUGAGCAAGAUGUUGAUAUUAAGAAAGAAUACUACUCACGCGAAUACUCCACUAAAAAGGUACUGUAUAAUUCCAAUUUUAAUCUGUUUGAAGCACCGGCUGCUUGUUGGAGGGAUACUUUAACUUUAGUUAUGGGACAAGAUUUUCCAAAUCCUGAUGAACUGCCCGCAGCAUGCAGAGACAUAAUGAUGAGUUACAAAAAUGAGGUACUGAAAUUAGGGUUUACCCUAUACCAACUAAUUUCUGAAGCUCUGGGGCUUGACCCCAAUUACUUAAACGACAUGGGUUGUGCAGAGGCAAUGUUCGUUCCAUGUCAUUAUUAUCCGGCAUGCCCAGAACCGGAAUCGACAAUGGGCGCAACCACACAUGCUGACAGUGGCUUUCUCACUGUGCUUCUACAAGACCAAAUCGGUGGCCUUCAAGUCCUCUAUGAAAAUCAAUGGAUCCACGUUGCCCCAACUGCUGGAGCUCUAGUAGUCAACUUAGGAGAUUUAAUUCAGCUCAUUACCAACGACAAGUUUGUAAGUGCAUAUCACAGAGUGGUGGCAAGAAACGAAGGCCCAAGAAUAUCAGUAGCAAGUAUUUUCAGGACAAGUUCUUAUCCGGAGAAUAACUCGAGGCUGUAUGGACCAAUUAAGGAGUUGCUAUCGGAAGAAAACCCACCAAUCUAUCGCCAAAUUACCAUAACAGAAAUGAUCGCUCAGAAACACUCAAAAAGUACCCCAGGAGUGUCUGCAUUGGCACCAUUUAAACUGUGAUGUCCGCCAUGGUUAUUUGUGGCUUCUUGGAGUUGGAGUUGUACCUUCACUUCUUAAAAUAAGGCCUACCUAUAUAUUUUUGGGGUUGUUAGGAACUCGUGUUUGAUGAUAGCUCUUUUUAAGUCUACGUUUGUGUUGUCUGAGAAUAAGCCCUAGUUUAUGUUGGAUUUGUGCAUGCCAGCAGAAACUAUAACUUCUGAAUUUGAAAU